CGCCGCCCCCGAUGUGCUCGUCUGUACAGUGUGUAUGUAUAAGUAGCUGUCAGUGGAGCUGUCACUCACGGGCAGCAGCAGCCAAUCAGGGCCGGCGGGGAGUGUUUGUGGGCGGUCCGGGCUCGCGGUGCGCUGUUUGUAUCCAGUCUGCGCUCCUACUGCAGCCGCUCCGGAUUACUGGACCCCUGAACCCCCGAAUCUGAGCCGCCGCCGCCGGGAGAUGAUGGAGAUGCUGCGGGCGAGGAUGCUGCGCUCCGUCCCCUGGUUCCUGCUGAGUGGGAUGACCGCCCUCUGCUUUCUGCAAGGAGUGCCGGUGCGGAGCGGGGACGCCAGCUUCCCCAAAGCCAUGGACAACGUGACGGUGCGACAGGGGGACAGCGCCAUCCUCAGGUGCACGGUGGAUAACAGAGUGACCCGCGUUGCCUGGCUGAAUCGCAGCACCAUCUUGUACACCGGCAAUGACAAAUGGUCCAUAGACCCCCGUGUGGUACUUGUGGCCAACACCAAGACCCAGUACAGCAUUGAGAUUCAGAAUGUGGACAUUUAUGAUGAGGGACCCUACACCUGCUCCGUGCAGACAGACAAUCACCCCAAAACCUCCCGCGUGCACCUCAUUGUACAAGUCCCUCCUACAAUAGUGGAGAUCUCAUCGAAUAUUGUUGUCAAUGAAGGAAAUAAUGUCAGUCUGAACUGCAUUGCUACAGGGAGGCCUGAGCCAGUGGUGAACUGGAGAUACUUGUCACCCAAAGCACAUGGCUUCAUGAGCGAAGACGAGUAUCUGGAGAUCACAGGAAUCACCAGGGAACAAUCUGGGGUAUACGAGUGCAGCGCCGCCAAUGACGUGUCCUCCCCGGACGUCCGAAGGGUUAAAGUUACAGUCAACUAUCCCCCUUAUAUUUUGGAUGCACGGAACAUUGGGGUUCCAUUAGGACAUCAAGGGAUUCUGCAAUGUGAUGCGCUUGCUGUCCCUGCUGCUGAAUUCUUUUGGUACAAAGAAGACAAGAGGCUGAGUGACGCAAAGAAAGGAGUGAAGGUGGAGAACAGAGAGACGUUUUCUCGAGUAACAUUCUUCAAUGUUUCAGAACAAGACUAUGGAAACUACACAUGUGUGGCUAUGAACCGAUUGGGACAUAGCAACGCCAGCGUCAUUCUGUUCGAAAAAUUCCAGUCCACCAGCACACCCUUGCUGCAAGAAGAGACCACUGCUGCCUUGACCCCCCCUAAAGGCCCUGGAGCGGUUCAUGAUGGGAACAGUGGCUCUUCUAGAUGUCUCCUCUGCACUCCUCUGUUUCUCCUCUUCUUCGGGCUUUGUCUGUCUCUUCUACUUCCACCUGCCCAGUUUUGACAAAUGCAAAUCAUCGUUUGAGGUCCUCACAGGAGGGAAAUUCUAAAAUAAAACAAGUGUAAUGAAAAGAAAUUACAAAAUCUGAUGUCGCAAAAUAUAAAGAAAAAAAGCAAAAAAAACACAACAAAAAAAACUGCAAGUGAUUGUUUAAACAAGGAAACCGCUGAGAGAAAACACCACAAUCUGCACCUUCUCACAGAAGGGACUUUUGCAGGAUACAGCCGAGGGGAGGGGAGGGGGGAUAUGGGCAGAUCCAAGAACUGAGCUGAGCUGGGCGACUAGCCACAAGUCGACGCUCACAAAACCAUGUGACUUUGUUCUGUACAUUUCAGAAGGACAUCACACAUCUCGCUGUCCCUGAUCAAGCAAACCAUGGACUGUGUCUCUCCACUUUAUCUCCAAGAACUGCGGGGUGAUCAGUUAUGCAAUUCCCUUUCUGCAACCAGGACGCCAUGCAGAGCAAAGCUCAACCCUACUUAUAUGCUGGGGGACUGUAUGAGCAAUACUUAAACUUUCCAGCGCUGGGGGGGAUCAAUAUCUGCUCUGGUAUAUUUCUCUCCAGCGGGACUGGGAUCAGUGGAGCUGCCUUCUGUAGGUCUUCCCUGUUGAGAAAGGGUAUUGUGCUGAAUGUUAACGUGGUGCCGUCACAGUGUGCUCGAAUGCUGCUUAUAAAAUGUUGUGUACGUCAGCUGGAAGAAAUGGUGACUUUAAUGUUUGGACAAGAGGGGUGCCCUGAACAGCAGAAAGAGCCCAGCACCUUACUGGCCUAAGGUGGUCUUCUGGAGGUUGGCAGCUUUGAAUAAUUUAUUCCUUAGUUGUCCUUAAAUCUGAGUAUGAUAUCAAUACGAUUUAUAUUGUAGAAUAUUGGAGGGGCAAGAACAAGUUAAUAUAUAUGUAUGUGUGUGUAUGUAUAUAUGUAUAUAUAUAUAUAUAUAUAUAUAUAUAUAUAUAUUCGUAUUGUCACAGGCAGAAACUUGAGACAGUCACAAUUAGUGUGAAGUUGUGUGUCCAUGCUCCAUCCUGGGGAUAGUCAUGUGCAGCUGCAUUCCCCAGAGCUGAUGAGUUUAGGAUGAAGUGUGGGGAGGCACAGCAUCUGGCAUCACAGUGACUUAGCACAUACAGCUGACCCUUUACACCAGCACAGACCACUCACCUUCAAGACAGGGGAGAAGGGAUCAACAGAUUCCUAUAUUAUGUGAGGUGAUGUAGAGUUUUCCACCCUUUGGCACGUUAAAAGCAUGAUGAGCAACAAAUGAACUGGGUGGGUUAGAAAGAAAGUAUAUGAAUUUAUCAAGACAUCAGUGGGUGUCCAGGAUUAGAAAAACAUGGCUGCCUGCUGCCAAAAAUAUUGACACAUUCGUCCACAGGUUAUGGGUGGUAUUGCAGGUCAGUAUCUAUGGACAGGUGUGUCACUAUUUGGAGCAACCAUAUUUUCCUAAUAUUGGACACCUCCUUCAAGUAUUAGACCUUCUUACUAAAUGUAUGUGCCAUUGUUUCAAUGUACUCAAAUUAGGGCUUCUCCAACCUCAACUUGCAAAGUGGACUCAGCCACUAAACACCUGAUCCUUAGGCCUCAAUUGUAAUAGUUUGUGUUCUUACAGCUUGGCACCACGGCACUUGCUGCAUGCACACAAUCUGAUGAAUAGUUAACUUCCUCUGCAAAAUCUGUUUUUAGCUCCCCAUUUGGGUGUAACCUAGUCACAUAGAAACCACUUGUCUUCCUGUCUUGCUGACCACCAUCUUGGCUACCACAGUAUUGACGGGGGUCACAAGAUGUUCUCUAACACAUGAGAUGUCUCUCAAUGCUGCACAGACAUGUGUCUAGUGUUAGAGUUUACACAAGGGUCGGAAGGGCACAUGGACAGUUAGCAGGUUGAGGCUUUCCAUGUACUAGGAGGUUGGCGGGUUAUCGGUGUGGAAGAGGUAAGCUUCACCGACCCAAGGUCCACCCCAACGCUAUUCUUCUUCAUCAUUUCAGAUGGUUUACAACCCUAAAACUUGCUGAGCACAAACAUUCUGCUGUCACCUCUUUCAUGGUUUGGUUUCUGCCUGGUUAUUUUUUGCGUACUGAUCAAUCACUGGAGAUAGAACUGAUGCAUCUACCUGUAUACAGCACAAGGGCAGGUAACCGUUCGGGAAACCCCUCUGACCUGUCAAUGGAGAAGUGUUACCAGCAACCACUCUGUGAGCUUUGUUAGGUCUGAAUAUUUCACAUGUGUAAUGUGUAAGGUGCAGGGAAAGGAAGGAUCCACCAAAGUUUUGAGGUCCAGGGACUGUUUAGUGUGUUUGGCCAGGAGUUGGGCCUAAGUAUUGGUCCGUUUAGACUGGGAGGGCUGAAAUAAUAAAUUGUAUUAAGCUGUCAUCUCAGAGAUGGUAAGUAUCUCCUGGCCACUCACAUGACUAAGUGGUCUAGAGCAAAGUCAGACAACAUUCAGAUGGGGAGGAGUAUAACUCUCAGCCUUCUCUGGUCAGGUUGUCCUCUUUCUACAGCAUGGAGCAGAAAGAAUGUGAUGGAAACGAUGAUACUUGUACAUGCUGAGGGUAGCAACUGGUCAUGAUAGGGAAUUACUAUUGGCUCUUGUGGACCAGCAUGGGAUGGACACAGCCUCUGUACCUCACAUUGUUUAAAGCAGACGGAGAGAUUGUGCAGAAUGUAAGCUCAUCAGAGCAGGGUCUCCCAUCUCCACUGCAUCGUUUAGUAGCUGUCCUUCUCACUAUUGUUUGUUACUGUAUUAUAUUUUCUUUAUAUUUGUAAUAAUCUUGUAAAGAGCUGAGUACACUGUUAACAUAAUAUAAAUAUACUGAGACAUACAUACCAUGGUC
This is a messenger RNA of Hyla sarda, 4168 nucleotides long. Its product is annotated as protein CEPU-1-like. The record is from RefSeq and is a predicted model, not a curated record. The transcript has 10 exons. Lineage: Eukaryota; Metazoa; Chordata; Amphibia; Anura; Hylidae. The coding region runs from base 221 to 1345 and encodes 374 amino acids. Gene Ontology annotation, cellular component: neuron projection.